Molecule: messenger RNA, 762 nt
Organism: Protopolystoma xenopodis
Lineage: Eukaryota; Metazoa; Platyhelminthes; Monogenea; Polystomatidea; Polystomatidae
Source: the annotation of a GenBank genome assembly
AUGCCACGAUUUUCCGGUUGCUGUAUGGAUCCGGACGGUCGGCAUUGCAUGAAGCUUGACGCACUGCCCAUUUUGAAGCAUGUCAUGUCUGAAGUGGAGAGCCAAUGUGCUCGACCCUCUAGUUCAGGGUUUGACAGAAAGUCCGUCGAAGCUGGUGUUGCUGGGCGAAACGAAAAGCUGGUGCCCGAAGCUAUAGGGCGAAGUUGGACAUGGCUCUUAGAAGAUGGUAGAGCUGCCAUGAAGCCGGUUGGAAAUGCCAAAAGUAUUGGUAUUGAUAUUAUUAUUGACAUUGGCAUUCUUGUUAACAUUGACAUUGGACUUGGUUUUGCCAUUGUGAAUAGUAUUUCCAUUGGUAUUUGCAUUGGUAUUUGCAUUUGUAUUGGUAUUGGUAUUGGCGAUGGCCUUGCUAUCAGCAUUGGUAUUGAUUAUGGUAUUGACAUUGGCAUUGUUGUUAACAUUAGCAUUAGACAUGGUAUUGGCAUUGUGAAUAGUAUUUGCAUUGGUAUUUGCAUUGGUAUUUGCAUUUGUAUUGGUAUUGGCGAUGACAUUGCCAUCAGCAUUGGUAUUGAUUUUCGUAUUGACAUUGGCAUUGUUGUUAACAUUAGCAUUGGACUUGGUAUUGGCAUUUUGAAUGAUAUUUGCAUUGGUAUUUCCAUUGGUAUUUGCAUUUGUAUUGGUAUUGGUAUUGGCGAUGGCAUUGCCAUCAGCAUUGUUAUUGAUAUUGGUAUUGACAUUGGCAUUCUUGUUAACGUUGGCAUUUGA